CUUCCAUUGCCUUCAGUGCUUCAGACGAAGGAGUUAGAGAACAACCAGCUCACCCAGGAUUUGCGUUAAAGGCACCAUCCUAGACUACGUCUGUUGGUUUUGUUUGCCCAAGUCUGCCCUGGAAAUAUAAGUGGACGAUAGUUGUUUUAUUUUUUUUUUCCCCCAAAAGGGAAACGACCCCACGAUGAGUGGACCGACCUAUGACAGGAAGAUACCAGGAAUUUCAACCGAUCUUUCAGGCUCCAUGAGUUGCCAUCCGACUUCUAAGGACUCUCCGACUCUUCCAGAGUCUUCGGCUACAGAUAUGGGUUAUUACAGCAGCCAUCACGAAUACUACCAGAGUCCUCCAUACCCUCAACAGAUGAGUUCAUAUCAUCAGUUUAAUCUAUCUGGGAUAGGGGCAUCAAUAGGACCUUUUCCCACCAAGACAGAAUAUCCGUACAGCAAUACUUACAGACAAUACGGGCAUUACAACAGGGACCUACAGACGCCACCCCAAAGUGCAGUCAAAGAGGAACCAGAGACUGAAGUUCGGAUGGUAAACGGAAAACCCAAGAAAAUCCGAAAGCCGCGCACCAUUUACUCGAGUUACCAGCUCGCCGCACUGCAGCGCCGCUUCCAGAAGGCGCAAUAUCUGGCGCUCCCGGAGAGAGCUGAACUCGCUGCACAGCUGGGGCUCACGCAAACACAGGUGAAAAUCUGGUUCCAGAACCGGAGAUCCAAGUUCAAGAAGCUUUACAAGAACGGCGACGUUCCUCUGGACCACAGCCCGAACGCCAGCGACUCGAUGGCUUGCAACUCCCCUCCAUCCCCGGCCGUUUGGGACAAUAACGCGCACUCUAUCCAGGUCAACCGGGGUCAGAUCCCCCAGCCACCCCUCAGCUCCACAGCCCCCAACAUGGAAGAUUACAGCAAUCACUGGUACCAGCAGGGAUCACAUUUACAGCAUCCAGUGCACCACCUGGGACCACCACAGAGCGUGGGGGCUGUGUAUUAAAAGACACCGAUGAGAGUUUAAUAUAAGAGGGAAAAGACUCUGCAAAAUAAGCUGAGAGAUACUCCGCGAGUAUCUGGAGUGAAACAGCACGCUUGUGUUGGCAUUUUAUUGACUGUUUAAACGCAUGUUGAACGCAUAUCUGUCGAUAUGGACGAUUUAUGUGUUGCAAUAGCAGUAGUAUAUUUCCAUUGUUUCAAUGUGUCCCGGCUACUCAGACCUAUUUCAUGCACAUAGGUGUAGGUUCAACAAUGUAAAGGAAGUUAAGUGUGGUUUUAAAUUAUUGUAUUGUAUAUGGCUUCCUUUAUUUUCAUGUUUUACGAAUACUUAUAAAAAAUGAAUGAGAGAACCUCAUAUGUUGAAGUUAUCACCUAUUGCGCGCGUCAGAGACUCAGGACAUAAUUUAUAUUGUACAAAAUGUGGAAAGCUGUACAUAUGUGUUUAAAUAAAACAGAACCACUAAGUUCGCGUUCUUUCGAAAGAUAAAGACUGCACGGUGGUGCUUGAACCAUUUUAUAUUCCUGUAAGUAGUUUUAUUAUUCUGUUAAAUUGAAUAAAUGCGAUUUGAAAAUAAUUUCUUCUUUU
This is a messenger RNA of Myxocyprinus asiaticus (Chinese sucker), 1579 nucleotides long. Its product is annotated as homeobox protein Dlx3b-like. Lineage: Eukaryota; Metazoa; Chordata; Actinopteri; Cypriniformes; Catostomidae. The record is from RefSeq and is a predicted model, not a curated record. The transcript has 3 exons. Gene Ontology annotation, biological process: regulation of transcription by RNA polymerase II; embryo development; epithelial cell differentiation. Gene Ontology annotation, molecular function: DNA-binding transcription factor activity, RNA polymerase II-specific; RNA polymerase II cis-regulatory region sequence-specific DNA binding. The coding region runs from base 185 to 997 and encodes 270 amino acids.